Ilex paraguariensis (yerba mate) is the source of this 201-nucleotide messenger RNA. The record is from the annotation of a GenBank genome assembly. NCBI's taxonomy places the organism in Eukaryota, Viridiplantae, Streptophyta, Magnoliopsida, Aquifoliales, Aquifoliaceae.
AUGGACCACAAUGGCUUUAGGGUUGGUUUUCAAUUCGUUCCCCCUUUAGAGUGGACUUCUGUUUCAGAGUUGCCAAAGGUCGGACCAAUUACAGAUGAAGACAUAGAGGUGGCUUUAAAGAACACAAGGCCCUCUGCUCAUCUUCAUGCUCAUCGUUAUGACAAGUUUAACGCAGAUUAUGGCAGCCAAAUACUCCAGUGA